Brachypodium distachyon (stiff brome) is the source of this 96-nucleotide messenger RNA. The record is from the annotation of a RefSeq genome assembly. NCBI's taxonomy places the organism in Eukaryota, Viridiplantae, Streptophyta, Magnoliopsida, Poales, Poaceae.
AUGCUUACUAUAACUAGUUAUUUCGGUUUUCUAUUGGCUGCUUUAACUAUAACCCCAGCUUUAUUUAUUGGUUUGAACAAGAUACGUCUUAUUUGA